GGCUGAUCGUGAGUUACAGCAAGUUGUGCCACAAUUAGACAGUGAUUGUAUGAUGAGAGCUAUGACAAAUCGUGGUAUAGAAUGGAAGUUAAAUCCACCUUAUGCUAGCCACCGUGGCGGAGUAUGGGAGAGGUUGAUCAGAAGCGUACGUCGAGUGUUAAGCGCAGUUUCGAAGGAGCAAGUCCUCACAGAUGAAUCACUCAUGACCUAUUUGACAGAAGUAGAAAGGAUACUAAAUAGUAGGCCGCUAGUACCUGUUUAUGAUGACUCAAGUCAGUUGGAUGUGCUGACACCAAAUCAUAUUCUCUUAUCAAGAAAUCCUGAACAGGUUCCUGAAAUCGACGUUAGUUUAUGUGGACGUUAUUCACGACGAUGGAAACAAGGGCAACUCCUUGCCGAUACGUUUUGGAGACGGUGGAAGCGGGAGUACUUGACGACCUUACAAUCGCGUGCAAAGUGGGUUCAACGACAUCGAAACUUACAAGUGGGAGACCUAGUACUAGUGACUGCGGAGCCUUCACCUCGCAAUCGUUGGUCAAUGGGAAUAAUUACAGGUGUUACGGCAAGCUGUGAUGGGUAUAUCAGAAAAGUGGAUAUCAAGACACCGAGGGGUAUAGUCAACCGAGAUGUGCGUAAGGUUUGCCUAUUAGAAGGUAUUGAGGAGAGAUAAGCACUUUGUAGGAUAUAUAGCUGGAUAGGGGAUGCAGAUGUGGCGAGAGUAAAUUGUACCAUUUCUGUGUCUUACUAGCAGGUAGAGUAGGGAAAACCAGGCUGGUUUUGAGGGGGCGGUGUUAAUUCCUUUCCUACCUGUUCAUUCUCAAUCUUUCCUUUG
Messenger RNA from Trichobilharzia regenti, 832 nucleotides. The record is from the annotation of a GenBank genome assembly. Lineage: Eukaryota; Metazoa; Platyhelminthes; Trematoda; Strigeidida; Schistosomatidae.